AUGGAGCUCAGUCCACUUCCUCUUCUGCUCUUGCUGAUCUCAAACAUCUGCUCUCAACAUACUGAUGAAAACCCAAGAGCCACAGUGAGCAUCAAACCUGCUCAACAUGUGUUCAGAGGAGAGACAGUCACUCUCAGAUGUGAUGUAUAUAGUGAAGGAGUCAAUAGCUGGGAGUACAGAUGGUAUAAAGAGAGUUCAGCUAGUGUUUUCAGUGAACUACAGGAACUCACAUUCAGUUCUGUUACUGAGUCUGACGCAGGUAAAUACGUCUGUAUCGGAGCAGAGAGAGGAGGAUCACAAACAUCAUGCCGCAGUGAUGAUGUUACACUGACAGUAUCAGCUUCAGUUCCCAGAGCAGUGUUAAGUGUUUCUCCACAGAGGUGGUUAACUGAAGGAGAUUCAGUGACUCUGAUCUGUCAGGUUAAUGGUUCCUCUACAGGCUGGACAUUCAGCUGGUUUACUCAAACUCUCUUAUCUGACAACAGCAAUAAUUUUAAGUGGCUCUCAGAUGGCAGCAGAGGAGCUGGAGGAAACUACACUGUCAGUUCUGCUGAUCUAAAACACACAGGAGUUUAUCUGUGCAGAGCAGAGAGAGGAAAACCAGCCUAUAACUCAACCAUCAGCAACACACAGCCACUGUGGGUCACUGGUGUUUCUCCUCCAGUAUCUCUGAUCGUCAGUCCCAGCAGAACUCAACACUUCACAUCUGUCUCUCUCUCUCUGAGCUGUGAGGAGCAGAGUAACUCUACUGGAUGGAGAGUGAGAAGAUACACAGAUGUUUGGAGGUGGCUGGAAGGUUGUUCAUCUCUGUGGGGAUCACAAACAGGAUCCACUUGUACAAUUGGUAACACCAUCCCAGAUGACACUGGAGUGUACUGGUGUGAGUCUGAAUCUGGAGAAAACAGUCAUCCUGUUAAUAUCACUGUACACCGUGGUGUGAUUCUGGAGAGUCCUAUUCAUCCUUUGACCGAAGGAGAGAAUCUGACUCUACACUGUUUAUUUCAAUAUUCAACCCCAACAAUCCUCAGAGCUGAUUUCUAUAAAGAUGGGACACUCAUCCAGAGUCAAACUACAGAGAUGAUCAUCUCUACUGUCUCAAAGUCACAUGAGGGUUUCUACUCCUGCAAACACAGGGAGAGAGUAGAGUCACCCGAGAGCUGGACUCACAUUUUUGAUCAUUGUCGUCUUGGUCAUGCUGUGGUGCUACAGAAACAACAAAGGUGGAAGAUCUCAGUCUCCCUCUCAUGUCAGUCAACAGAAGAACAGCAGGCAGACAUCAGAGCAGAACCAGAGUGA
Carassius gibelio (silver crucian carp) is the source of this 1296-nucleotide messenger RNA. RefSeq names its product sialoadhesin-like. The record is from RefSeq and is a predicted model, not a curated record. Gene Ontology annotation, biological process: cell surface receptor signaling pathway. Bases 1 to 1296 code for a protein of 431 amino acids. Gene Ontology annotation, molecular function: transmembrane signaling receptor activity. NCBI's taxonomy places the organism in Eukaryota, Metazoa, Chordata, Actinopteri, Cypriniformes, Cyprinidae. The transcript is spliced from 9 exons.